AUGAAGGUGGAGCCUGCUGGAGACCAAUGGUUGAGACCAGGGCUGAAGAAGUAUUCCUGUGAACUCACAAUCGACACAAACACAGUACACAGAGGGAUCACACUGUCUGACAACAACAGGAAGGCAACACGUGUGAGAGAGGAUCAGUCAUAUCCUGAUCAUCCAGACAGGUUUGACUACUGGCCUCAGCUUCUGUGUAGAGAUGGUCUGACUGGUCGCUGUUACUGGGAGGUCGAGUGGACAGGACCUGCUGAUAUAUCAGUGAGUUACAGAGGAAUCGGAAGGAGAGGAGACAGUAAAGACUGUUUAUUUGGAGGGAAUAAGUCCUGGAGUCUGAGCUGCUAUAUUGGUGAUGUUUACUGUGCCUGGCAUAAUAACCAAAAAACAUCCAUCUCCUCCUCCUUCUCCAUCUCCACCUUGAUUUCUCACCUCCUCUCCUCCUCCUCCUCCUCUGGUAGAGUAGCAGUGUAUGUGGACUGUCCUGCAGGCACUCUGUCCUUCUACAGAGUCUCCUCUGACACACUGAUCCACCUCCACACCUUCAACACCACAUUCACUGAACCUCUUUAUCCUGGCUUUGGGUUCUGGUUAGGACCCGAUAAUUAUUUCUUUGUAUCCUCGCUUGUUUCCUCAGUGUCUCUGUGUUCUGUGCAGGAGGGAGAGUCUCCUCCUGGUAGAGAACAGAUCAGUUGAGUCUGUACAGGAUCACAGAAAUCUUUCAGCUUCUUGUAAUAAAUCCAUCAAUGAACUUUGUACAAAGUGAUUCAAAGUGAUUGAACAGAUUCCUCAUUUCCAUGUAAACUUCUUCCACUUCCAGUCCUUUAAAGAUGGAAGCUCUGAUCAUUAAAUGGUGGAAAUGCCGUUGACUUGGACCUUCUGUCAUGUGUUGCUUUGAAUUCUGGCUCUUGUUCCAAUAAAAGCAGAAUGUUACUGUGA
Molecule: messenger RNA, 936 nt
Organism: Micropterus salmoides (largemouth bass)
Lineage: Eukaryota; Metazoa; Chordata; Actinopteri; Centrarchiformes; Centrarchidae
Product: stonustoxin subunit beta-like
Exons: 3
Coding region: 1-693 (230 amino acids)
Molecular function (GO): protein binding
Source: RefSeq, a predicted model, not a curated record